CUAUUGGGAUAUUUGAAGCCUAAGACAUUUCUGGGCCCAAAAGGCAAAGCGCAUUUGAAACAGAAAUAAAACCCUAGCCCUAAUCUCUCUCACCUCUACUCUCAAACGCCGCUGCCUUCUUUGUUUCUGCGCCGCUGCUCUACACCUUCCUUCGGUUCGCCCAAUGGCAUCGGAAAAGAAGCUGUCGAACCCAAUGAGGGAGAUUAAAGUUCAAAAACUUGUCCUCAACAUCUCUGUCGGUGAAAGCGGUGAUCGUCUCACCCGUGCCGCUAAGGUCUUGGAACAACUCAGUGGUCAAACCCCUGUCUUCUCCAAGGCUAGGUACACUGUGAGAUCUUUUGGAAUCAGGCGUAAUGAAAAGAUUGCUUGCUAUGUGACGGUGAGGGGAGAGAAGGCUAUGCAACUUCUCGAGAGCGGUUUGAAGGUUAAGGAGUAUGAACUUUUGAGGAGAAACUUCAGUGAUACUGGAUGCUUCGGAUUUGGCAUCCAGGAGCACAUUGAUCUUGGCAUCAAGUACGACCCUUCAACUGGUAUCUACGGUAUGGACUUUUAUGUUGUCCUGGAACGAGCUGGGUACCGCGUUGGUCGUCGUCGCAGGUGCAAGUCACGUGUUGGUAUCCAGCACAGAGUAACAAAGGAGGAUGCCAUGAAAUGGUUCCAGGUCAAAUAUGAAGGUGUCAUCCUUAAUAAGUCUCAAAACAUUGGAGCUUAGGGGUAGCAUUUCAAGUUCAGUUGAGUUGUUUGAAGUUUUGGUUAUUUGAUUUUGACUAUUUACUGUAUCUGGUUUUUUGUUUUACCGGAGAGAUAUAUGAUUGACUUGAAAUUCCAAAGUACCUUCCUUGUUGGUUUAUUACAUUAUCAACAUUAUCAAUAUUUAUACAAUUGGAGAAUGCCUUUCUCUGUUCAA
Gossypium raimondii (Peruvian cotton) is the source of this 907-nucleotide messenger RNA. RefSeq names its product 60S ribosomal protein L11. Lineage: Eukaryota; Viridiplantae; Streptophyta; Magnoliopsida; Malvales; Malvaceae. Gene Ontology annotation, molecular function: RNA binding; structural constituent of ribosome. Bases 164 to 712 code for a protein of 182 amino acids. The transcript is spliced from 5 exons. The record is from RefSeq and is a predicted model, not a curated record. Gene Ontology annotation, biological process: translation. Gene Ontology annotation, cellular component: ribosome; cytosolic large ribosomal subunit.